GAGUGCAGUCAGCUCAGCGGGUGCGAACCCAGAGAGAGAGAGAGAGAGAGAGAGAAAGAAAGAGAGAGAGAAAAGCGGCGCUAAACGGGCCAAGCAUGGGUAGGACUUCAAGCUUGAGUUGGAAAGUGUCCCCCGGUACCGUGGAGAAGCCCCGCUAGCGCCCGUCCGGCUCCAGAUGGGAGGCUAUUAUGCCCGCGGUAAGCGCGCCCGUGCGAAGUUUGUCUGAAGUGGAGAAAUACCUCAGCAGCCCGAUGGACCGGAGCCAAGAUGCUGGAUUUUUCGGCCUGUCUCUGUCAAUGCGUCGGGGUUCUUCUGACAACAACCUGGACCUGGACCUCAGCGAAGGGAGUCCUCGCUCUGCGUCCGUCUCGGAGGUCCAGCGGAGCCGUUCCUGCCUGGACAACCUCCAGCAGAAGAUCCUGAAAGUCACCGAGCAGCUGAAGAUUGAGCAGAAUGCGCGGGACGAGAACGUGGCCCAGUAUCUGAAGCUGGUGACCAGCGUGGACAAGCAGCAGUUGGGGCGCAUCAAGCAGGCGUUUGAGAAGAAGAACCACAAGUCGUCCCAGAACAUCGCGCAGAUGCAGAAGAAGCUGGAGCAGUACCAUCGAAAGAUGAGGGACAAUGAAGUCCUUCUCAGCCCGCCUCCUCGGCCUCCCUCAGCCAAACGCAGCACCAUACCGAGGGAGUCGCCGAGGCAGCUGAGGGACAUGACCGGCAGCGGGCGGCACCCGACCAUGGACAAGAUUAAAACCAUCGGACCCGGCGUUUCUCUCUCCCCUCCUUUCUUCUUCAGCAAGCCCAGAGAGUUCGCCAACCUUAUCAGGAACAGGUUUGGCAGCGCAGAUAACAUCGCUCACCUCAAAACCAAUCUGGACACGUCACCUGCGCUGCCCGCCGACGGUGCAGGAAAAGUGCUGAGCAGCAGCACCUCUUUGGUUAGCAAGCCCAAGUACACCAGCGACGACGAGUGCUCCUCUAUCUCGGCCGACAGCAACGGGAAUCCCGCCGUUGUAGGACAGGCGCAGAGUCCGGCGCAGCAAGCGGGGGGAGACGGCCAGGACAGGCUGGAGCUGUGCUGCGAGGAGGUGAGAGACAUCAAGGAGUCCCAGAGGCAGCUGGAGGAGGACUUGGAGGAGAUCAAAGAGCAGUUCAAGAGAGAGUACAGUAUUCUGAGCCAAACACUACAAGAGGAGAAGUACAGGUAUGAGAAUCUGGAGGACCAGCUGAAUGACCUAACAGAGCUUCAUCAAAAUGAGAUGACCAAUCUGAAGCAGGAGCUGGCCAGCAUAGAGGAGAGAGUGGCCUACCAGGCUCUUGAAAGGGCCCGGGACAUACAGGAAGCCCUGGAGUCUUGUCAGACACGCGUGUCCAAGCUGGAGCUCCAACAGCAACAUCAGCAGCAAACGGUGCAGCUUGAGAGCCGGGACGCCCGUGUCUUACUGGGGAAGAGCAUUAACAUCAUGCUGGCCAUCAUUACCGUCAUCCUGGUGUGCGUCUCCACCGCGGCCAAGUUCGCUGCUCCACUUUUGAAGAGCCGGUAUCAUAUGGUAGCAACGCUGCUGGGCGUGUGCUUUUUGACCGUUUUCUGGAAGAACUGGGACCGUUUACAGUAUGCCAUAGACAAGCUGUUGAUGCCUGAUUAACACUGAGGAAAUCACUCUGAAAAUAACAAUUAGUUUAUGGCUGUUAGUUCUAAUAGAAAUGUCCAAGAAGAUUGGUUGUACAAUCUUCAGAGGACGGGAUCACCAUCAUUUUUAGGGGUUCAUGUUUUUAAAGACCGACUUAAAUUACAUUUCGGUUUUUUUAAUUUUGCUUGGAUGGAAUUUAAAUGUGUCUAACUCUUUUUAUUAAAGCAAAAAACAAAAACAAUAUUUAUGUUACAGGAAAUGUUGCUACUUAAUAUUUUAGGUCAAAGUCUGAAUUAAGAAAGAUGAGAAAUAUGAAAGUAAUAUGCAGCCCAUUCUGUCCUAUUUUGUUGCAGUCAGAUUAUGACCUAACUCAACUGGGAACAAAGUCAGGAACAGCAUGUUGCUAAUAGUGUCUUUUCUGUCUAGAAGAGCGGGCACCUUAAAAACACGCUGUCUUUCUUUUUUUUUUUUUUUUUACAGCUGGUAAGAUAGUGCUAACAAUCAUUUAGCAUCAAGAACAAGAAUUUUUAUAUAUGAAGGGAUCUUAUUUCAAACUCACAAACAGGAUGCCACCCAAAAUAGCAAACUAGCUCCAAAAGCUCUCAACUUAGAGAGUUUUGGUUUUUGGAUACUUUUAAAAUACACAUUCUUGCUUCUUUCAACUGGAAAACUGUACUAGCAGCCGAUAGGCCGAAAUUAGCUUAAAAUUUGUCGUGGUUUGCUAUGUUAUUCACCACAAUUAAGACGCACAUAAAAUGCUCCUCAAAAUAGGCAAACUAGCAAUAACUUCUUAAAUUGGAGAGGCUUGGUUUCCAGACAUUUUUAACUUGGAGAAGUUUGGUUUCCAGACAUUUUUAACUUGGAGAAGUUUGGUUUCCAGACAUUUUUAAAAACUGCUUACUUCUCGCUGUUAGUGCUAGCAGCUAAUCAGACUAGCAUCAAAUUUACAGUAAAAGUCAAACAUCUUAUUUUAAAAACUCAAAAAAUAUGUCCAAGAUCAGCAGACUGACACCGAAAGCUUUUCAUAUUUUGUCGUAUGCGCAGACAAUUUUAAAACAUACUUGCAUGCUCUAAUGCUGCAGGUAUAGGUAGCCAGUUGGCUCAGUUUAGCAAUGGAUUAGCAAGCAGUUGCUAAACCAGGACUCUCAUUUGAACUUUCCAAAUGAGAUACUGUCUAAAAUUUGUAGGACCUCAGAAUUUUAGAAGUUUUGGUGCAGUUUUUUUGGUUUUGGACUGAGCUAGGCUAGAAGCUUUCACCUAUUUUCACUGUAUGUGAGCUUAACAAUAAGACUGUUUAAAUAUUAUAUGUAGAGGGGGGAUUAAUAGCACCACUUUUGGCUAAAAGAAUAGUUAUAGACUUGCACGUAAUACACACUUAGGCUACGUCCUUUUCUUGUUCUCGGUAAGCUAGUUCUAACAGGUAGUUGGCUUAGCAUCAAAUUUGAAACACAUUGCUACACUAAACGCCUCCUUUGAGAUUCUCAAAAGAGUUGCUGAUCAAAUUUUGCAUUUCCAGCAUCAAACGGUAUGGUUCCCAGGCAUGAUUAAAUACAUUUGCUGUCUUGCAGCUGGUAAGCUAGUGCUAACAGCUGGUUAGCUAAGUUAUGUAAUCAAAAUACCACGCACCUCAUUUGUCACAAUCAGAUGACAUACUCUCUAAAAUAUGCACACUGGAAACACAGCCUCUCAAUUUUAAAGAGUUGGGUUUGCAGACUUUGUUGCAUUUGGACGGCGCUGUUCGAGCAGCUUGCUUUUAUUUUCAAUUUGUGUCAGCUUAACUAACACGACUGUGUUCUAAAAAGUUUCUAGAAGGGAGAAACUACAGACUAAAGCAGAAGCGUCUGGGCAUCUUUUUUAGUUUCUGUUGCCCUUUGCCGUCUUCUUUAGGCAACAUUCCUCUAUCUCAUUUAACCGUUGCUGUUUAAUGUGCAAUAUAUUUUGAUUUCUAGGAGAACUAUUUAUAAAAUAAUUCUUAAAGGAGUGAGCGUUUUACAAUACUGAUUUACAGGAGUGACGGGGGUUAUUGCUGAAGAAAUGUGUAAAGAAGUGUCAUUAAUGCUUACACGAGAGAACCUUUAACAUCUAAGCCACUGCUGGAGUUUAAUAAAACCAGCUGUUUUCUCUCUUAAAGGCCAAAAACCAAUACCUCUGCAUUAUCUUGCCAGUAGCAUGGUAACAGCAACACAAUUGUACUCUAGUGCAGAAACAGACAUACUUAUGCACAGAAAGGCAAAAAACAAAGCAACCAUCACAUCCUGUCACUUGGUUUUAUAUUUUAUAAAAGUCUUAAGGGCUUAUACUCUGUUUUCUAAUAAUGUGAUGUAGAGGUGGUGGAUUAUACUGUGAGUUAAGGCUUUUUUCUUAGAAAAAGGGGUUAUUUUUAACAAACUGCCUGGAGUUUCAGAGAACAUCACUGUUUUUUAUGAUUAACUACAAGCCAAUGUUUUUUUUCAAUCACUAAUGUAAUACGUUUAUCUAAUGAACAUUGUCUAUGAGGACAGCACAUAAUGUAUAAGGACCACUGAUGAUGUUUGCUAGCUGUGAUAGGCACAGGCUUGUCACCGUCUGUUGCACCUUUUUGUUUUUACUAAUUAUUUCAUGUUUUUUUUCCUUCUUUUUUUUGUUGUUGACAUAUUUGAGGAAGUUUUCCACGCAGAACUAUGAUCUCGUUUACAUUCUGUAUUUAUCUCUGGUGCCCUAUGUGAUCAAUCAGUUGUAUGUUUAUGCAUUCUGUGCCUUUGUCUGAUCAUUUCUGUUAAAUUAAACAAACCCUUUUAAUCAACAUGUUACAAAAGUGCUGUGCAAAA
Fundulus heteroclitus (mummichog) is the source of this 4435-nucleotide messenger RNA. Its product is annotated as transmembrane and coiled-coil domain protein 3. NCBI's taxonomy places the organism in Eukaryota, Metazoa, Chordata, Actinopteri, Cyprinodontiformes, Fundulidae. The transcript is spliced from 4 exons. Gene Ontology annotation, cellular component: endomembrane system. The coding region runs from base 189 to 1643 and encodes 484 amino acids. The record is from RefSeq and is a predicted model, not a curated record.